Fimicolochytrium jonesii is the source of this 879-nucleotide messenger RNA. RefSeq lists its product as uncharacterized. The record is from RefSeq and is a predicted model, not a curated record. NCBI's taxonomy places the organism in Eukaryota, Fungi, Chytridiomycota, Chytridiomycetes, Spizellomycetales, Powellomycetaceae. The transcript has 2 exons. The coding region runs from base 1 to 879 and encodes 292 amino acids.
AUGCCUGGCAUCAGUUCGUACCAUGGCUCCUAUCCUGAACAAGCUUCCCUCAGUGAUACAACUUCCGUCCCCGACCCCACUGCGUGGCAAGCGAAGCGCAUCGAGCGAAGCGCAUCGAGCACGAGGAUGAUGCGACACAUUGUUCCAAGUUGCCCGAUCUCCUUGACGUUCCUAGAAGAUUUUGCGAGGUGUUUCAAGGUGGAGGGGAAAGCUGCGGCUCGACCGAGACUCGGAACGCAACCUGCUAACUUGCCCCGAAUCUGUUUUGAGGAGCCACAAGGGUCUUUCAAUCGCGGUUUCAUUUUUGAGCUACGGCUAGGUCCUGGGGUGGAGAUGCUACUUGAGCUGCUUCUUGACGACGAUGAACCCGUCAGAUCUCGGUUCGGAGUUGUGGAAAUGCCCGUCGUGGUCCAACACACUCGAUGUCUUCGACGAUGCCACGACGCUAUACCGAGACGAGCUGGUUGCCGUUAUGAACUGGCUACAACGACGCAGAAUGGCAUAGCUGCCGAGGAGGGGGUCCGCUCAAUUGCAUACGAUGAUACCGGUACCAUGCCCGUGCUAGGCACAGAACUGUCCAACCUCGCCUUUGGUGCACUUGGCCACGAAUCACACCAUCCGGGGAGCCGAGAAGUGCAUCUUCAACGACAGACGGCUAGGCUUCAACGAUGGGCCACAAUGGCGGGGUCGGGCGUGUGGAACAAUCUGCAACAGCGUCGCUGGUCAGCUGCGGAAGUGACAGCGUUUACUAUUGGCAGAUGGGCCAAGCCGCCGCUUGAGUACGGACGAAGGGAUAGUCCACGGGCGGGGCAGUUUCUGACUUGCCUUCGUUGGUACAGUAAAAAUGCAGUGCCGGGAUGCAGCACGCGUGGACUCUGA